Molecule: messenger RNA, 2695 nt
Organism: Solea solea (common sole)
Lineage: Eukaryota; Metazoa; Chordata; Actinopteri; Pleuronectiformes; Soleidae
Gene: lmod2b
Product: leiomodin 2 (cardiac) b
Exons: 6
Coding region: 319-2037 (572 amino acids)
Biological process (GO): muscle contraction; pointed-end actin filament capping; myofibril assembly
Cellular component (GO): striated muscle thin filament; myofibril
Molecular function (GO): tropomyosin binding
Source: RefSeq, a predicted model, not a curated record
GGCAGCUGGGGAGAUUAGAGUGGAGAGAACACUGACACACUCCGACUCUUCCUCACAGUGACACAGCCAGCCAGGACAGGUUCUGGUUCAGAUGGGACUAGACCCUCAUUUUCACAACUAGACAAAAGUAAAACCUCUCUGGCUUCUUUUAUUGGACUUAUGUCUUUGGAUCUCCAGCUACCUCACGGUGAAGCUCAGCAUUUUGUGGACUCGUUAACGUUUUGGGGUCUACACAAGGUCAUAUGCGACUCAAGAGCUGUUCUGUCUGUGUAGGUUCACACUGAUUCUGACUGGUCUGAGCUUUUUCACGCCUUGGCCAUGAGCUGCUUUGGGUACAGACGAGAGCUGAGUAAGUACGAAGACGUCGAUGAGGAUGAGCUUUUGGCCUCUCUCAGCCCCGAGGAGCUGGCUGAGUUGGAAAAGGAGCUGGUGGACAUUGAUCCUGAUGCCAACGUGCCCAUAGGACUCAGACAGAGAGACCAGACGGACAAGACCCCGACGGGCACCUUCAGCAGAGAGGCCCUCAUGAAGUACUGGGAAACUGAGACACAGAGAUUGCUGGAGGACGAGAUAGGUGGAGGGAGCCCAAAACUGGAUGAAGAACAAGAGGAGUGUGUAACAGAGGAAAGCAGUGAAGCAGAGGACGAGAAAGAUGAUGAAAAUGAGAAAGAAUCAAACAAGUGUGAAAGGAAGGAGGAAGAGGAAGAAGAAGAAGAAAGUGAGGAUGAAGCGGAAGAAGAAGAAGAGGAGGAGGAAGAAGAGGAUAUUGAGGAGGAGGAGGAACCUAUAACAGAGGAGGAGGAUGAGGAUGAGGAUGAGGAGGAAGAGCAAAAUCCCAAAUCAACACCCCAACCUUCAAAUAAUUGUGGAAUAUUACAAGCAGACACCCCGAAACUUCUAAAACCGCAGAGGGUGGAGCCUAUUAGACUGACUCCUCCCCCUCCAGCUGUUGACAGCAACGCGACCGGAAAUCCAAUUGUUGUCGACGACGCUCUCCAGCGAGUUCUUAAUGACGACCCAGAACUCACAGAGGUUAAUCUUAACAAUAUCGACGACAUCUCGCAGGAAACCCUAAGCCGAUUUGCUGAAGCACUGAGGUCCAACACACAUGUUCGGGUCUUUAGUCUGGCGAACACCCGAGCUGACGACCCCGUGGCUCUGGCCGUUGCUAAGAUGUUGAGGGAGAACUCGUCCAUCAUCAGUCUGAAUAUAGAGUCCAACUAUGUGACUGGAAAGGGUGUAAUGGCUCUGGUUCAAGCACUUCCAGGAAACCAAACACUGACUGAGCUUCGAUUUCACAACCAGAGACACAUGUGUGGAGCACAGGUAGAGAUGGAGAUGGUUAAGAUUCUGAGGGAAAACCACACCCUGAUCAAGUUAGGCUACCAAUUCAACCUCCCUGGUCCCAGGAUGAGCAUGACAGGGAUCCUUACCAGGAACCAGGAUCGCCAGAGGCAGAAACGGAUGCAGGAGCAGAGGCAACAGCAGCAGCUUCUGGGCCAACAAGGAGCAACAGAGGGACCUGGCAACCCCAGAACCACUGCACUGCGAGGAACACCAAGCCCAUCACCUUACAAUUCACCCAGAGCCUCUCCUUGGUCCUCACCUAAACUCCCCCGGAGUGAUGCGCAUAAAAAGCAAACGCCUCCUGCUCCACCUCCACCUCCUCCUCCACCACCACCUCCUCCGCCACCUCCACCACCACCCCUGCCCCCUCCACAGCAGGAGAAGAAGAAGCCCACCAGGAUGAUUGCAGAAGUCAUCAAGGCACACGAGGCCGGUGGCAAGAAGACAACGAAGACAAAAGGGAAGAAGGGCAAGAAGGUCAGGGAGAAGGAUUUGCGGAAAGAUGAAACGAGUGGCAUCCUGAAGGAGCUCAAGAACGCACUGAGGCCCGUGUCGGUGGAGCGGAGAGGGGAGGAGAGUAGCCGGCCAUCCACGCCAUUGAGAUCAUGCCAUGACCAGCUGAUGGAGUCCAUCCGCAACAGCAGUGUCCGCAGCCUUAGACGGGUGGACGUCCCGCAUCAUCUACGAUGAUACAAGAGGUCCAUGACGCGCUGAGACGUCCGAGGAGGCACAGUUUUAUUUCUUACUCAUUAAAAACAUAUACUGGAAAUUUGCACUGCAGUAAUAGCUUUACACUGUAUUGAUUUUUUUUUUUUUAAAUUGAGAAAACUGUAUUAUGAAAUGAGUUGAAUUCAGUGUUUUUUUCUGUCAAAUUGUAAAUAUGAUCUGUUGUUGGUUGGAUUACAUUAAUGUCUACAUAUAAAUAUAGACUUUUGGUGUUUCCUGCACCACUUACUAUGUUUUCCUUUUGUCUGUCCACUCUGGUGUAAAUUUUGACACGGUUGCAACGGUUGCAACACAACAACGGGGCACUCACCACUGGAGGGACACUUACAUCAUUACGGGAUCUAAUCAGAGAUUAUGAGUAGUAGCUGCUACUGGGUCAGUGGAAUUGUUUAUUUUUCCAAAUACCAUGUGAGGUUCUUGGUCGAGAGAGACAGAUUAGAUAAAAGAAAAGGUAGACAUAAACAGGUCGGGAUGUGAGGGGGUGGAUUAAGGUUGGAAGUGUGGAAGAAGCGAUCGGCCUAAUCCUGCAUCUGCAUUUGUUAAUGGAAGUGCUUUCUCACUCCUACAUCCAACGGUGCAGCAGUUCACAGGCGAAAAAAGGCAGUGACUCCAGGUUGGCAAC